UCACUACUCAAUUACAAGUAAAAUUGAAGUUUACUAAUAUUAAUUCAAAUUGUACAUAAAUAAAAUCAACACAAUAUGCUGUACUUAGAGGACUACCUAGAGAUGAUUGAGCAUCUGCCGCAGGAGUUGCGCGACCGCUUCACAGAGAUGCGCGAACUGGAUUUGGCUGUGCAAAACAACAUGGACUCGCUGGAUAAGAAAUCGCGGCUGUUUUUUCAGCAGUGCAAGCGCGGUGAGCUGCAGCACGAGUCCAUGGACACUGAGUUCCAUUGCCUGCGGCGUGAGUAUUACAAGGUAAUGGAGGAUGCGGAUGAAAAAGUGGCCAUAGCAACGCAAAUACACGAGCUGGUUGAGCGUUAUUUGCGACGUCUUGAUAGCGAACUCUUCAAGUUUAAGUGCGAACUGGAGGCGGAUAACAAUGGCAUAACAGAAAUUUUAGAGAAACGCUCGCUGGAGCUUGACGGCAACAACUCCACAGCCGCAACCGCUCUGCUGCUAAGCAUUAACCAAAAGGAGCGUUACUAUAAUAGCGUUAGCAACAGCAGCAGCCUCAUUAACAGCGCUGCUGGCAUCAUUAGCAGCAGCAGCAGCGGCAGCAACAGUCUGCUGGGCAGCAACAACAGCAGCAAUGCUGUUCACCAUCAUCAUCACCACCACCACCAUCACCACCAACAGCAGCACCAACACCAGCGUCAACGCAAGCUGGAGAAGCGUCGUGAAACUAUUUGCACUGUGCCCGUGCAGGAGAAGCGCCCCAAUCUUAAUCAAUCACUGCCUGUUGUUACCAACAGCACCGCCACUAGCAACUUGCUUCCUGUCAAUCCCACUCAUCUGAGCAUCAGCAGCCAUAGUCAUGUCACGCUGCCGACAGUGCAAGUAACCAGUGCCACUGUUACUGGCACUGUGGUGCGGCAGCUGGGCACGAACUUGAGCGUGCUUGCUACCAACAGCGGCAGCAGCAACACUAACAGCAACACCAAUGUGACUGCUGUUGCUGUUGCUGCUGCCGCUCCCCACGUUAGCGUCAACGCUAGUCCCAAUCCCGGCCCCACCACUGUUACUUAUAAUCUACAGCAGCUGGGCAGCGGCACAUCUGCGUCCAGUGCCAUUGCUGCUGCUGCCAGUCAGGCUAUUGUCGCUACGCAGCAAAUGCCGCAAGGUCGACGCACGGCCAGCUUGAAGGCCAGCUAUGAAGCUAUACAUGGCGCAUCUGUUGCUGCUGCCACAGAAUUUUGGCCUACAACAGCAACGCAUACAGCUGGCAAUCAGUUGUCCACCACUACCUUGCCUACGCACAGCUCUCAUCAUCAUCAUCAUGUGCAGCAGACGCAUCACAGCACACCACAGCAUCAACACCAGCAACAACAGCAGCAGCAACAGCAACAACAACAACAUCAGCAUCACCAUCAUGCGCAUCACCAAGAGAAGAAGCAUAAAAAAAAAUUCACAACCAGCCUUAGCAUGCCAGGCGGCAUUGCUGUGCACACAAUUAACAUCGCUUCUUCUGCAAAUUCCGUUGCUUCCUCUACCUCCAGCAUGAGCAUUGACUCUGUGGAACUCUUGACCACGGCACCCACACACACUUCGCUGCAGCAACAGCACAGCAGCCCACACAUCAGUCAUCACACUCCGCUGGCAUUGAAUCCCACCACCGUGCAGCUGGCCACCAAUGCUGGAUCGACUUUGGCGACAGCCGUAACCGUGCCUCAUGUGAGCAAUGUGAGCGCCGUAGCUGCUGCCAUUGGUUUGCCCGCUUCGGCAUUGGCACCCGGAACUACUCUCGCGAUUGGCGAGAAUGGUUUAGUCGUGGAGCAACCUAACGAAGCUGAAUGGUCAUAUGAUCCGAAUGAACCACGCUAUUGCACUUGUAAUCAGGUCUCCUAUGGCGACAUGGUUGCCUGCGAUAAUGAUGCAUGUCCUUUCGAGUGGUUCCACUACCCUUGUGUGGGUAUAACGCAGCCACCGAAAGGCAAAUGGUACUGCCCCAAGUGCACCUCGAUGCGGCGACGGGGCAAUCGGAAAAACUGACUCAUGUCAUUCCGCUUUACAUAAGCGACAUUAUACUUGUAUAUAAACAUUUACCAAUAUUAAAUUAAUCAAUUACAUUUCAAUCUUCAAGCUGUUAUUAUCGAUCGAUAAUACGAGGCUUGUACAAAUACUAU
This is a messenger RNA of Drosophila busckii, 2162 nucleotides long. RefSeq names its product inhibitor of growth protein 3 (gene Ing3). Bases 76 to 2028 code for a protein of 650 amino acids. Gene Ontology annotation, biological process: regulation of DNA-templated transcription. The record is from RefSeq and is a predicted model, not a curated record. NCBI's taxonomy places the organism in Eukaryota, Metazoa, Arthropoda, Insecta, Diptera, Drosophilidae. Gene Ontology annotation, cellular component: NuA4 histone acetyltransferase complex. The transcript is spliced from 5 exons.